Molecule: messenger RNA, 449 nt
Organism: Zonotrichia albicollis (white-throated sparrow)
Lineage: Eukaryota; Metazoa; Chordata; Aves; Passeriformes; Passerellidae
Source: RefSeq, a predicted model, not a curated record
UCCUUAUCCUCGUCUUCAUCCUUAUCCUCAUCGUCAUCUUUGUUCUCAUCUUCAUUCUCAUCCUCCUUCUCUUCUUCAUUCUCAUCUUUGUCUUUGUCCUCAUCUUCAUCCUCAUCUUCUUCCUUAUCCUCGUCUUCAUCCUCAUCCUUAUCUUCAUCUUUGUUCCCAUCUUCAUUCUCCUCCUCCUCUUCAUUCUCAUCUUUGUCUUUGUCCUCAUCUUCUUCCUUAUCCUCAUCUUCAUCUUCAUCCUCAUCCUUAUCUUCAUCUUUAUCCUCGUCUUCAUCCUCAUCUUCUUCCUUAUCCUCGUCUUCAUCCUCAUCCUUAUCUUCAUCUUUGUUCCCAUCUUCAUUCUCAUCCUCCUCUUAAUCCUCCUCUUCAUUCUCAUCUUUGUCUUUGUCCUCAUCUUCUUUCUCAUCCUCAUCUUCAUCCUCAUUUUCGUCCUCAUUCAU